Messenger RNA from Fonsecaea nubica, 1527 nucleotides. RefSeq lists its product as hypothetical. Gene Ontology annotation, molecular function: carbohydrate:proton symporter activity. Gene Ontology annotation, biological process: transmembrane transport; carbohydrate transport. Gene Ontology annotation, cellular component: membrane. The record is from RefSeq and is a predicted model, not a curated record. The transcript is spliced from 5 exons. The coding region runs from base 1 to 1527 and encodes 508 amino acids. Lineage: Eukaryota; Fungi; Ascomycota; Eurotiomycetes; Chaetothyriales; Herpotrichiellaceae.
AUGAACAGCUAUCCCAUCCUCUGUAUAAUCUUUGUGACAUUUGGGUCUUUCUUCUAUGGCUACGAUUCUGGCUGCACCACGUCGAUCUUUGGCUAUCCCUCAUUCCUAGAAUACUUCGACCUUGAUGUCAACAAGAUCGGAGGCUUUGGAUCCGCAUACUAUGGCGGCAGCGUCAUCGGGAGCGUCGUCAAUUUCUGGUUGCCCGACAAGUAUGGGCGCAUCUUCACCGUGCAGGCUUCUUGUGUCAUCUGCAUUUUAGGUGUCAGUAUGCAAACAGGCGCCCAAGGAUUUGCGACUUUGCUGGUCGGACGCAUCAUCGGCGGGAUCGCUUGUGGAAUGGUCUUCAGUGUCUGUCCGUCUUUUGCCAGUGAAAUCAGCAGCCCGAACAUCCGUGGUCGCAUUGCGGCCAUUUACUCUGUCAAUUGCCAGGUCGCGUAUGCUCUGACCGAGUGGAUGGGUCUGGGGUUUUCUUAUCUCUCAGGCAAUGUCUCAUGGCGCGUGCUGCUUGGCCUGCAACUGGUCCCUGCCGUGCUCAUGCUUGCGGGCUCGUUCUGGAUGCCAGAAUCCCCGCGGUGGUUGAUUUUGAAAGGCAGACAGGAAGAAGCCUUGAAGGUCCUCCAUCGCAUGCAUAGAAGCGUCAACGGGGAUGAGGACUUCUACCUCAAAGAGUUCCAUCAGAUUCGAGCUCAGCUCGAGCUCGAGGGCAAACAGUCCAUGGGCAUGGCGGCCAUCUUCAAAGACCGCCGACUCUGGAGACGUGCAUCGAUGCCCAUCAUCUUCUACGCAUUCGUCAUGUUCACCGGGGUCAUCCCGCUUCAGAACUACCAAGUGUUUGUCUAUGGGUCCUUGGGCAUCGGCAACAAGGUAUCCUUGGUGCUCACCGGGGUCUGGGGAACCACGGCGUGCAUUUCCAACUCAAUCGGUCUCUUCUUCAUGGACAAGAUCCGCCGGAGGACGGCUUUCUUCACAUCCAUGUCCAUCAUCACGACUGGCUCCUUGCUCCUCGUCGCCUUCUGGGCAACAUACGAGAAGACGAACUCCACCGAUAAGGUGUUUGGCAGACUGAGCAUCUUCUCCAUGUUCAUGUUCGAAGUCGGCUUCACGCUUUUCUUGAAUACCUUUGGCUUCCUGUACUUCCCCGAGAUUCUGCCAUUGAAGAUUCGAGCUACCGGUGUCUCGGCUGGUUUGGGCGCGUUCAAUGCCAUCACAAUCAUGCUGGUGCAAGUGACUCCAUUGGCCCUCGAGGCAAUCAGCUGGAAGUUCUUCAUGAUAUUUGUCAUCAUGGACGCUGUUUUCAUCACGUAUUUCUACUUCCUCUUUCCCGAGACUUCUGGCAAAACUUUGGAGGAAAUUGCUGGCGUGUUUGGAGACACGGUUGCCGAAACCAUCGAGGAUGCUGGGCAGCAUCUGGAUGAGCUUCAGGAUAUUGUAACCAAGGAAGCUCCUGAAGCGGCGGAGCAUGGCAUGGUCAAGACCGCCAAUGCCAGACAUGUCGAAAACGCCGUUGAGAUUGGGAGAGAAAAAUAG